This is a messenger RNA of Fusarium musae, 2001 nucleotides long. RefSeq lists its product as uncharacterized. Gene Ontology annotation, molecular function: hydrolase activity, acting on carbon-nitrogen (but not peptide) bonds. NCBI's taxonomy places the organism in Eukaryota, Fungi, Ascomycota, Sordariomycetes, Hypocreales, Nectriaceae. The record is from RefSeq and is a predicted model, not a curated record. Bases 1 to 2001 code for a protein of 666 amino acids. The transcript has 2 exons.
AUGAAGGCUCCAAGUUCUGUCUCCAGCCUGCUUCUGGCGGUAGCUCUUCUGGUUUCACCAGGCUCAGCUACUUCCAAGAAGUCAAACAACAAGACAGUCAUCGCUGACGCUGUCUUUCACAAUGGCUCCAUCUACUCUCUCGAUCUUCUCUCCACAAAAUACUCUGCCCUCGCCGUCAAAGAUGGAUACAUCACCUUCUUAGGCGAUGAAGAAAGCAUUCAGUCAUAUGUUGCGAAAAAUACCUCAGUCUUCAACCUUGAAGGCCGUAUGAUGAUGCCCGGCCUCGUGGACGCCCAUAUGCAUCCCAUUAGUGGCGGGGCUGGUCUUCUCAAGUGCAACAUGAACUUUCAGCCCUUGGGUCUCAGCAAAGUCCUCGAGAAGAUUCAGAGUUGUCUUGAUGACGACAAGGAUAAGAGUGAUGAAGAUUGGCUAGAGGUCAUUUCUCUUGACUACUACGCCUUGGUUGACGAUACGGGUGGCGUCACAAAGAAGGACCUGGAUAAGCUGAAGACAAAAAGGCCUAUUCUGGUCGCGUCAGCUGAUUCGCAUACCUUCUGGGUCAACUCAGCUGCGUUGAAGGUAUCUUCACUCACAAGCAAGACCAAAGACCCACGAAACGGCAAAUUUGAAAGACUUCCCGGAAGUCAAGAACUUUCAGGAAUUUUACAAGAUUCCGCAACGAGCUUGUUAGCAGGGCCGGCACCACCAACAGCCGAGGACAACAUUCGAUCUGCCAGAGCAGCGUUGAAGCUCCUCCGUGAGGAAGGCGUGACAAGUUUCCAGGAGGCUGCGUCCAGCGAGGACGCAGCUCUUGCGUUUGCAGCUAUUAAGAAAGAGGGAGGUUUAACAGCCCGCGGGUUUUUCGACUAUCUCGUGCAGCCACCCAACAACACCGCGGGGAUUGAUGAUCUCGUCAAGGACGUCGUCAAUGUUACUUCGACGUGGAAUGACAAGAAGGAGUUGGGCCCCAAGCCCUCUAUGAAAUGGCACGCUGUGAAGAUGUUCAUGGACGGCGUUCUCUUAUACCCCGCCAACACCGGAUCCCUCAUCGAGCCAUACUUUCAGCCUGUGGCUAAUACCUCCAUGUGGGCACCCAAGUCAGACUUCGGACCCAAAACAUACUGGGACAAGGAGCUGCUCAGCCUAACUCUAACAAAGCUGUUCAAGAACAAUAUCGACGCUCAGAUCCACGUUGACGGAGAUCUCGCGGUUCGAACAGCUCUCGAUGCCCUCGAAGAGCUGCGUAACAAGAACCCAAAGCUUCGUGAUUACCGCGUUGGAUUCGCGCAUAACGAAGUAACCGAUCCUUCAGACUGGCCUCGCUUCGCUGAACUCAAGGCCGAUCCUAUCAUGAGCUUCCAGUGGUCACAAGCUAGUUCAGUCUGGCUCCCGAAUGGUGUUAAGAGUAUGGGUCCAAGACGAUCGCAUUACAUGGAAGCUUUUGGAGAACUUGCCAAGUUUGGGUCUGCUAUUGUUUACGGUAGCGACUGGCCAAUUGAUCCUCUUGACGAAUGGCUCGCCAUCAAGGCCGGCGUCACACGCUCCGGCGAUCCUAAGAACCCUCACUCUCCGGCUUCACAAGGCGCACCCUACGAUGGCAACGGUCUUCCAGGUUUGACUCUCACACGGGAUCAAGCCAUCCGCGCCAUCACGACCGAGAGCGCCCGCUUCCUGCGCGCUGAUGCCUACAUCGGUUCCCUUGAAGUUGGAAAACUUGCAGAUGCCAUUGUCCUCAAGGCUAAUUAUUUUGAAGUGCCGGAGGAGCAUAUCGCUAGACAAAAGACACUGCUGACGAUGGUUGGUGGUGAGGUAGUGUAUAUCGCUGAUGAGGUUGACUUUAAGAAUGGCGUUAAGGCGAAGUUUGCGAAUGAUGAUGAUGUUGGGAGGAUGAUUAAGAGGAGGAGUGUUGGGGGGAUUCAGGGGAGGGAUUUGUCGGAGGAGGGGAAGAGAUCUGUGCAGAGGCUUCAGACUCGUGGGGCUUGUGUUCAUUCUCAUCACUAG